Messenger RNA from Anisakis simplex (herring worm), 414 nucleotides. NCBI's taxonomy places the organism in Eukaryota, Metazoa, Nematoda, Chromadorea, Rhabditida, Anisakidae. The record is from the annotation of a GenBank genome assembly.
AUGGUUUACAAACGGAUGGUAGAGAUCGGGCGCGUUGUGUUCAUUGCUCGUGGUGACAGCGCCGGUAAAUUAGCCACAAUUGUUGACGUCGUUGACGGAAAUCGAGCGUUGGUAGACGGUCCAUCAUCUGGAGUGCCUCGUUCGGUGCGGAACUUCAAGGAUCUUCAACUGACUAAGUUUCAUAUACCUCUACGACAUGGAAUGCGCACCAAGAACGUCAAAAAGUCGUACGAUGAGGAGAAGGUCAAUGAGAAAUGGUCGAAAACUCUGUGGGCACAGAAAAUCGCCAAAAAGCAACUCCGUGCCAAAAUGACAGACUAUGACCGCUUCAAGCUGAUGCGUGCAAAGCAAUUGCGUAAUCGAUUGGUUCGAAUUGAAAUGGCCAAAUUGAAGAAGAGUGCCGCGAAGAAGUAA